AUGUCGCAGCAAAAGGGAAAAGCAUCAGGCGCCGGCAAGGGCAAGAAAUCCGGCAAGGCCGCUGAGGGCAAGCGGGAGGAUGUCCUGCAGGCCGUGGUCAUCGCCGACUCCUUCCAAGACCGUUUCGCCCCUUUUUCGGUCGAGAAGCCAAGAUGUCUACUGCCCCUCGCAAACACACCCCUCAUCGAGUACACCCUCGAAUUCCUCGCCAUGAACGGCGUCCAGGAGGUCUACAUCUACUGCGGCUCCCACUCUGAGCAGAUCGAGAACUACAUCAACACCUCCCGCUGGUCGCCGCUGUCGAUCCGAACACCCUUUACGAGCCUGCAGUUCAUCCGCGUCUCGGACGCCCGCUCCGUCGGCGACUUCCUCCGCGACCUCGAUGGCCGCGGCAUUAUGGAUGGCGACUUCAUCGUCGUCCACGGAGACGUCGUCUCCAAUAUCUCCCUCGACCGCGCGCUCGCGGCGCACAAGGCGCGCAAGGAGGCCGCCGCGACGAAUAUCAUGACCGUGGUCCUCAGGUCAGGCGGCGCGGACGAGCACAGAACGAAGCCGAACGCGGUCAACCCCGUCUUCGUGAUGGACUCGAAGACGAAGCGAUGCUUACACUACGACGAGACGAACCCCCUACAGAGCGACCACUACAUGACCCUCGACCCCGCCGUCAUCGACGAGCUGUCGACCGAUUUCGAGAUCCGCGGGGACCUGAUCGAUGCCGGUAUCGACAUCUGCACACCCGAGGUGCUGGCGCUGUGGUCCGAGAGUUUUGACUACGAGCUGCCCAGGAGAAAUUUCCUCCACGGUGUACUCAAGGACUGGGAGCUGAAUGGAAAGGCCAUCUACGCCGAGGUGCUGGAGGACGGCUAUGCUGCGCGCGCGAACAACCUCCAGAUGUACGAGUCCGUCAGCAGAGAUAUACUCGGCCGCUGGACAUUCCCGUUCGUUCCCGACUGCAACGUCAUUCCCGGACAGACGUAUAAGAUGACUGCGGGUUCGGUUUCAAUCGAAGACGGCACGGUCUUGGCCCCCGACAGCUCUCUUGCCAGAUCAGUUCUCGGCCAGGGAACCAGCGUAGGCGCGGGCUCCAGAGUAAGCGACAGCAUCAUCGGCAGGCGUUGCAGGAUCGGCAAGAACGUUCGCAUCGAGAACAGCUUCAUCUGGGACGACGCCGUUGUCGAGGACAACGCUGUCGUCACCCGCUCCAUCCUCGCCGAUUCCAGCUUUGUGGGCAAGGGCGCCUCCGUAGACGCCGGCUGCCUCCUCUCCUACGGCGUCACGAUCGACGAAGCCACCCGCGUCCCCCAGAACACCGUACUAGCAACCACUGCCCACGACGGCCGCCCCGUCAGCCCAGACAAAGCCCUCGUAGGCGCCGCCGGCAAGGGCGCACGCUACGUCGACCCCGAAGCAGAGGACGCGGACGACGAGGACCCCUCGACCCUCCAGCGCUCCCUCAUCUACAACCUCGCCCACCUCAACCUCUCCACGUCCUCCGUCUCCACCCUCUCCUCCGACGUCGACGACUCGGACGACGACGACGUCAACCACUUCGCAGACCGCACCCGCGCCGACUCCUUCGUCUCGGACGACUCCGCAGGCCGCUCCGGCUUCCACCACGACGCAGUCCACGGCCUCCUCGACGCCCUCCGCGCCGACUCGGGCGACUUCGACUCCGCCAAGCUCGAGUUCAUGGGCCUCCGCCUCGCCAACGACGCCUCCGACGUCUCCAUGCGCAAGGCCGUCGCCGUCGCCUUCUCCCGCCGCGCCUCGGAGCUCCUCGACCCCGAGCACGGCGCCCUCGAGCCCGCAAAGGCCGCCGACCGCGCCUUCUCCUCCAAGAAGGGCGCCUCCAAGUUCGUCAAGGAGGUCGGCGUCGGCGGCGACGAGGGCGACAACGAGGCGGAGCAGGUCGAGUUCGUCCUCGCCCUCCAACGCGCCCUCCUCGGCGCACGCGGCGGCGACCCGGCACGCGCGGGCCUGCUGCUCGCCGCCACCCUGCAGAAGCUCUACAACAUCGACGUCCUCGAGGAGGAGGGCAUCACGGCCUGGUGGGAGGACGCGCGCGCCGAGGAGGGCGAGGGCAUGGGCGUCGUCAAGGAGAAGUGCCGCGUGCUGAUCGAGUGGCUCGAGGACGCCGAGGAGGAGGAGGAAUCCGACGAGGACGACGAGUAG
Molecule: messenger RNA, 2172 nt
Organism: Colletotrichum karsti
Lineage: Eukaryota; Fungi; Ascomycota; Sordariomycetes; Glomerellales; Glomerellaceae
Product: eIF4-gamma/eIF5/eIF2-epsilon
Exons: 3
Coding region: 1-2172 (723 amino acids)
Biological process (GO): biosynthetic process
Cellular component (GO): eukaryotic translation initiation factor 2B complex
Molecular function (GO): guanyl-nucleotide exchange factor activity; translation initiation factor binding; translation initiation factor activity
Source: RefSeq, a predicted model, not a curated record